AUGCUGAUGCCUCGGAGACAACCACGCCGGGCGAGACAGACGGCCUCGGAUGCCGACACUGGCAUGCGUAAUGGACGCGGACGGCCUAUGAAGCGGUUUGAUCAGCUCAAGCCUCCGCGCAAAGCUCGGACCCUGCAAGCCAGCAUCAUCCAUAGACAGCUCUCGGCUGAGUACCCUGAGAGGGAUGAGAGUGCUGAGGGCGCUGAGGGCGCUGAGGGCGCACCUCCCACGAGAGUAUCCGCGCUAGAGUCCCUGCCAGUCGAAAUCAUCGAGCAGAUGUUCUUCUAUUGCCUGGAGGUGAACCUUCCGAGAGCGUCGGUGUAUCUGGCAAGUGCGCUGUCUCGACCCGCCGUCUACCGUGCGCUCGUUCUGUUGGCCUAUUUCCAAGCAGCUCCGCAAAGUCACGUCGAGACGCGCCAUUUUCUGCCCGCCACAUUCAGGCUCAUUGGGGUUGACGACCGGCGACGUCUACAGGAAGACAUACUGAGAUGUAAAUGGUGCACCUUCGAAUUUCUUCAAUCCUGCAUGCCUGCUUUGACCCGGUUGGCCAUGGUCAGAGAAUGGCACUAUGAAAGAGAAGAACUAACAUGGGCAAGAUCUAAGGGAGUCCGCCAAAAGGUGGUCGAUGAGCUUGUUGAAUUGCCCGAUCCUGAUGUUUUUCUGCCACCAAUCGACGACACGUCCGCCAUGGAAAAGUAUUUCAGACCGAGGUCAGCCAUGCUGCCAGACAAGCAACAACAAGAUGAGGCAAUGUCAGCUGAUGGUUCGGAUAAAUAUCCCCUUCUGGUUAUCGACACCCUGCAUCACGCAGGUAUUGAAGAGCAGCCUCCGCCAGAAGGCGACGACGUAUCCCUCAUUCACAGACCCCAGACUGUGCUCGCAGCGGAGAUCAUUCCAGAAAACAUUGUCCUCCGCAAACCAUGGACGGAUGCGAAUAUCAAGCUGCUACAGCUGCUGCGCCAAGCCAUGCGAUUCGGUGGAUGCCAGCCCACGCAACCUUCGCCGCAAGCACUCUUUGAAGGCAUGGCAAAUGCUGUGCGAGAGGGCAAUGAACUGGCUCUGCUCGUGCUACUUGAGCUACAUGAGACGGUGACAGGAAGGGUCUAUCAAGAGCAAGUUCCGCCAUUGCGACUGUUCCACCUGGUAUGCCAAGAGCCCACACUUCCGGAUCGGUUGCAGUGCAGGAUGAUUGCGUUGCUGCUGCGCAACGCUGGCGCCGCUACGGCGCGUGAACUAGCGGACGACGAAAUCCUUACGCGGUGGGCUAUACAUCUGACAAACUCGCCAGCAGCAGCACAAAAUGACUUGUACGUCGCGAAGGAGGUGCUUAGAUUCAUGGAAACCCAAGGUCGGUCGGAUAACCCAACUGGUCGUGCUUUUGGUGCUCGAAGAGUAGGUGGACUUUGGACCUACACACCCUGCUUCGCAGAGGAGAUUGGGUACCUCGAGCACCUCCCAGGAGGGCGAACCUUCAUGCAGCAGACGUAA
Fonsecaea multimorphosa CBS 102226 is the source of this 1488-nucleotide messenger RNA. RefSeq lists its product as uncharacterized. The transcript has a single exon. The record is from RefSeq and is a predicted model, not a curated record. NCBI's taxonomy places the organism in Eukaryota, Fungi, Ascomycota, Eurotiomycetes, Chaetothyriales, Herpotrichiellaceae. The coding region runs from base 1 to 1488 and encodes 495 amino acids.